Plasmodium gallinaceum is the source of this 1104-nucleotide messenger RNA. Its product is annotated as fam-g protein. Bases 1 to 1104 code for a protein of 367 amino acids. The transcript is spliced from 2 exons. The record is from RefSeq and is a predicted model, not a curated record. NCBI's taxonomy places the organism in Eukaryota, Apicomplexa, Aconoidasida, Haemosporida, Plasmodiidae.
AUGAAAACAUUAACCUUAUUUUUAAGAAUUACUACAUUCCAUCUUUUAAUUUGGAUGUAUCAAUGUUUUUAUAACUGUUAUUCUUAUAAAACAUGGAUUGAUGAAAAUAUAUUGCAAACAAAAAAUGAGUUAAAAUAUGAAAGAAUAUUAACAGAGGGUAACACAGAAGAAAAAAAGCAAACUAACGCUGAAGGGUGCCUAAAAGAACGUCCAUUAGAUAAUGAAAAAAACAAAAGGGAAAAUCCGGUUCAAAACGAGAAUCCGUGCGAUCGAUGGCAGAGAAAAACUAAUCCGUUAUUGAGGAAAAUAUUUGAUAAAGAUACCAGUAAAAUGGACCCUAAAUGGAGAGAACAAAAAUGGAAUAAUGAAUGGAAUAAAAUUUCAGCUAACAAGCUUAAUGAACUAUCUUCAAUAUUUCAUCGAAGUGAUAUAUCAGAAGAAGAAAAAAAAAAAUUAAUUCGUAAUGUUAAGGAUGAACUCGACACAGAAUUUGCGAAAUUUUUAGUUGAAUGUAAGAAAGAGAUGAGUGACAAUAAAGCAGAAUCCAAAUCUAAGAAAGAGAUGAUAGACAAUAAAACAGAAUCUGAAUCUAGGAUAGAGAUGACAGACAAUAUAACUGAAUCAGAAUCUAUUAAAGGGAUGAUACAAAAUAAAACAGAAUCUGAAUAUAAUAUAGAGAUUACAGACAAUAAAUCAAAAUCCGCAUCUAUGAAAGAGAUGACAGACAAUAAAACUGAAUCCGAAUCUAUGAAAAUGAUGAUAGACAAUAAAACAGAAUCUGAAUCUAAGAUAGAGAUGACAGACAAUAAAACAGAAUCUGAAUCUAAGAUAGAGAUGACAGACAAUAAAAAAGAAGCUAAAUCUAGGAUAGAGAUGACAGACAAUAAAACUGAAUCAGAAUCUAUUAAAGGGAUGAUAGAAAAUAAAACAGAAUCUGAAUCUAAGAUAGAGAUGACAGACAAUAAAACAGAAUCUGUAUCUAGGAUUGAGAUGACAGACAAUAAAACUGAAUCCGAAUCUAAGAAUGAGAAGGGAAAAAAUAAAAUAAAAAAUAAGAAAUCAAAUAUUUUGAAAUUUCUUUUUAAGAGGUUUGAUAACCAUUAA